Andrographis paniculata is the source of this 1686-nucleotide messenger RNA. RefSeq lists its product as uncharacterized. The record is from RefSeq and is a predicted model, not a curated record. The transcript is spliced from 7 exons. Gene Ontology annotation, cellular component: cytoplasm; intracellular anatomical structure. Lineage: Eukaryota; Viridiplantae; Streptophyta; Magnoliopsida; Lamiales; Acanthaceae. Gene Ontology annotation, biological process: carbohydrate metabolic process; pentose-phosphate shunt. Gene Ontology annotation, molecular function: transaldolase activity. Bases 127 to 1449 code for a protein of 440 amino acids.
UUCUUCGUUGGUAUCGAUCGCAGGAAAUCAGCGCCUUCGCGAAGGCAGCCAAAGAUACAUAUAUCCAUACGCUGCAUAUUUGUCGGCAUCUGCGGAACUGUGCGACAAUCGAGAAUCAGAUCGGCCAUGGCUACCGUUUCCAAGCUCUCCGGCUCAGUUAUGACCCGUUCCGUCAACGAUUUCAAUGCCAAGACUGGAUCUCUGCACCGCCCGAUCUGCUCUGUUGGACUACGCAAAAACGUCGAGGCUUUUGAUAGGAGGAUGAAUUUGAGUGUGCGCGCUGAUCAGCCGAUUAGGGUUUCUUUGGUUGUUAGGUGCUCAAAAGCUGAUGGAAAUGGAAGUAGCAUCAAGAGGACAACUCUUCACGAUCUUUAUGAGAAGGAAGGGCAGAGUCCGUGGUAUGAUAAUCUAUGCAGGCCAGUUACAGAUCUCAUUCCAUUGAUCGAAAGUGGGGUCAGGGGUGUAACCAGCAACCCUGCGAUUUUUCAGAAGGCAAUAUCUACCUCGAGUGCUUACAAUGAUCAGUUCAGGGAACUUGUGCAAUCUGGGAAAGAUAUCGAAAGUGCUUACUGGGAGCUUGUGGUGAAAGAUAUCCAGGAUGCAUGCAAACUUUUCGAGCCAAUUUACGAUCAAACAGACGGGGCUGAUGGAUAUGUUUCCGUGGAAGUUUCGCCCAAACUCGCAGACGAUACUCAUAACACAAUAAAGGCUGCAAAGUGGCUUCACCAAUGGGUUAAUCGUCCUAAUGUUUACAUUAAAAUCCCUGCCACAGCUCCAUGCAUCCCUUCGAUCAAGGAAGUAAUUGCGAAUGGAAUAAGCGUUAAUGUUACGCUCAUUUUCUCUCUCGCUCGAUACGAAGCAGUGAUCGAUGCUUACCUGGACGGUCUCGAGGCAUCCGGGCUGAGCGAUCUCUCUCGCGUAACUAGUGUUGCGUCCUUCUUCGUCAGCCGUGUAGACACCCUCGUCGACAAACUUCUUGAGAAAAUUGGAACACCGGAGGCACUUGAUCUCCGGGGCAAGGCUGCAAACGCCCAAGCGGCUCUGGCUUAUAAACUCUACCAGAAGAAAUUCUCGGGGCCGAGAUGGGAGGCUCUGGUGAAGAAAGGAGCGAAGAAGCAGAGGCUUCUGUGGGCGUCGACUAGCGUCAAGAAUCCAGCCUAUCCGGACACACUAUAUGUGGCUCCACUCAUUGGUCCCGACACUGUUUCGACAAUGCCGGAUCAGGCGCUUCAAGCUUUUAUUGACCACGGCGCUGUUGGAAGGACCAUAGACUCUAAUGUGUCGGAAGCUGAAGGAAUUUACAGUGCUCUGGAGAAGCUGGGAAUCGAUUGGGGGGAGGUGGGCACACAACUUGAGGUGGAAGGAGUCGACUCCUUCAAGAAAAGCUUCGACAGCUUGCUCGACACCCUGCAAGAGAAGGCCAAUGCACUCAACCUUGUUAGCCGGUAAAUGCCGAAUGUUUUUCGACUAUUCCUAAGGAUGAUGAGUUAAAAUAAAAGAACUGGGCUUCAAGCCAGUACUUAUGAUGUAAGAAUUCGUGUGGUUGUAGUGAAAUACAUUCUAAGGUUUUUGGUGUGGUGUGGUGUGGUGUGGCUUUCCUAUGUACCAUCCGCCAUUGCUGUAGAAGCUUGAUUUUGGUUUUGAUUUAUAUAUAUCUUUCAAUAAAUAUAUAUUAUAUAUUCCCUC